Molecule: messenger RNA, 5991 nt
Organism: Stylonychia lemnae
Lineage: Eukaryota; Ciliophora; Spirotrichea; Sporadotrichida; Oxytrichidae
Source: the annotation of a GenBank genome assembly
AUGGCACUAGUCCCUCCCCAUAUUAUGCAAGAGAUGAUUAAGGUGAUUGUUGAUGAUGUUCUGGUUUAUUAUAUGGUUGUGAAAAGUGCUAAUCACUUGAAGUUGGAUCUCAGACCUAUUUUUAAUGUUUACAAUGUCAGAGCGGACUUUAUUUACUUACAAAUAGUACUGGGGUAUUGUGUUGAGAAAAAGCCUGAUGAAAGUUUUGAUAACUGUAUAUAGGCAUAAUCUGAAGGAGCUGCAUAGUGCCAAGUUUGUGAUGAUGGUUAUUAUCUUAAUAGCUAUAGUUUUUGCUCUAAAUGCAAUGUAACAAAUUGCUUUACCUGCGAUUCAAAUAACAAAGCUUAUUGCACAUAAUGCUAAGAGACAUUCAUUUUAGAUAAUGGAAUAUGCAAAAAUUGCAAUAGUGAAAAGAUGGAUAAAGCACUAUUGAAUUACUACCCCUAAUGUGCUAAUUGCGAUGCAUCAGGUUGUCUUGGAUGUGUGAAUGGGUUUAAAGAUUAUACCACUGGCAAUUGCGUAUCUAAGUGUCCCAAAGGAUAAUAUGGCAAAAAAGACUUUUCUCAGAGAGGAAAGAUUGCACACUCAUACUGCGCUGAAUGUCAUAGUUAAUGUCUUGAAUGUGUGAACGAAUAUCCUGAAGGUUGUACUAGAUGUAAGGCAGGCUUUUACUUAAGUAAGACUAUGAAAAUUGUUUCGUACGGAAGCUGCAUCGCUAAAACGCAGCAAACUCUUUCUGUUGACUUAUUCGUUAAACCUGCAGAUUCGAUAAGUUUCGAUGCUACAAGUUAAACCGGAGAAAGAGAUAACCCAUAUAUGGAUAUUUAAGAUGCCAUUACACGCAUGUAUGAGAGAUGUGCAGAUGUUAUCGACACGUGCCAAUUAGUAUUGACUCUAACUCUUAGAACAUUCAACUUACAAUUACUCCGCUAUAUUGUACAGGAGACGCAGAUUGCUAUGAAGAUGAUACUGAGAAGAACUGAAGAAUGCAAUAUUGCGAAUGGAGGAUCUUUAAUAAAAUUUGACAUUUCUAAGGAAACAGUUCUUACAAGAGUCCUGGAUAGACCACCAACUCUAUUAAUUGAUAAACUAAUUCUUAUGGAGGUCAUAUCAUAAUUUAAAACUCAAAAUUUGAAAGAUUCUCAACAUGUGGCGCCAUUUUAAGAAAUUUCAGAAAAUUAUACAGUUUAUCAAAAGCAGAUAUAUGAUAAAAUUUAUGAAGAAGAUUAAGCUUUUGUAGGCAUUUGCUUGACUGAUUGUCAAAGCUUAACAAUCGUUAACACUGCCUUUACCAAAUUUGGAAUUGAUAUUGCUGCUAAUAUUGAUGAAAACAAUGUUGAGUAAAUUGAAACAGUGGCACUGAUAAAUCCUGCUUAUGGAAUGCAUCGAUAAGGGAAAAUAUUGCAUUUGGAUAAAUUCAAUGGACCCACAAAUAUAACUGGGAAUAUGUUUGAAUACAAUGUGCUUGGAUAUUAAAGUGGAUGCAGUUUUCUUGAAAAUGAUAAAAGUUUUCAAUAUGAUUAGUAUGAAGACCCUGAUUUUAUUUACCAAGAAGUUUAUCCUUCAAAUGAUGCAUACAAUAGUAGUUUUGUUCAACUAAAGCACUUGAUAAGCAUCUAAAAUCAACUCGGCAGUGUUCAUAUUAGGUUAAAUACCUUCUAAGGAAAUUCUGUCAUUAAAGGAAUAAUAAACAUUGAUGGUACUAAGGAUGCUGCGAAAAUUGAUUUGCAGGUUCAAGAUAUUUUAAUCGAGAAUAACGUUUUUUAAUAGAAUUUUGCAUAUCUAUCUACAAUUGCUAUUUAAAUCAGGAGAUAUGACAAAAGCUUUGAUGAUUAUACUCUAAAGGAUGGUUAUCUCCCUUGUGGAGGUAUUCUCAUCAAUGCCAAUAACUUUUCGAAUAAUUUCGGGUGUCCACUUUUCGGUGGAAGUUUGAUUUAGAUGGUUUGCCAAACAGUAGAAACUAUUGAUUAAUUUGAUUAACCCAAGCCUUUGGAAAUUUCUCCAACUAAAUUUACAUAUGAUUAAAUAAUAGAAGUUUAGGAACUAGUUACUCAAGAUUAUGGUUCAACAAAUAAAAAUUAAUUUAUGCUUAGCAACAACUACUACAAUAAAAAUUAUGGAGGUUAUAAUGAGGCUUUAUAGAAAUUUAAGACGUCAGACAACUACGUUGCUUUCCUUUUUAAGAAUGAAACAGAAAAUACAGAUUCAAGGAUGAGAUUAGGCAAAUUCUUUUCAUUAUCAUCAGACCCUAGUGGAGAUUAAGAUAGUGAUUAUGAUGAUCUAUACAGAAGGAGAAGAGUCUUACAAGAUUCUUAAAACUCUUGGGUCCCAUCUAUAGAUAAUAAUCCUGAUAAAUAGCUUUUGGGCCUGAUAUACAUUAGAUAGAGUCUUUAUUUAUUUAUCAGUCAAACUACAGUUAAAGAUAAUUUUAUCUAUGAAUAAAACCUUAAUAGAACUAAGGGAGCAUUCAUCACUAUUAGGAGAUUUUAUGGAUUUGUACAUUUUUUGAAUGUUGAUAUCUCUAACUAUAAGGGUAUGCUUAAUAGCAAAUAUGCAAGAACUGAUUUGAAUCUCUAAGUGAAUUAGGGUACAAGUUUUAGCUCAGUUUUUGCUUAAACAAAUCCUAUUAUUGGCUUUGAUUAGUAGUCCUAACUCUAAGAUGUCAUGUCAGAUUAUAUUAUGCAAAAUGUAACUCUUAAUAACAUAGAAUGUUGGACUAACUACAAUCACUCAUUAUUCUAAAUAACAACUAAAAAUGCUUCAAUUAAAGCUAUUUAAGUUUCAAAUAUAAAUGUAGAAUUGAAGAAUCAGGAUCCUGAAUUUUAUCUUUAUUAAGAUGACGAUGGUCCUUAAAUCUUCUAAUUACAGAUCAGAGGAAAUAUUGGAAAUCAAAUCAUUGUUAAAGAUUCCACUUUUUAAAAUAUUUAUGGUAAUAGAGGUUCUGUUUUCAAUCUAAGUAUGUCACCAAUCUUUAGCGGAGAGAUCAAAACUAUUUUCAACAGUUCUUUCAAUAAUAUCGUAUCUAGAGCAGGAGGAGUUUUCCAUAUUGCUAAAGGUUAUCAGGGUAUAUUGGAAAUUUUGAAUUGCAAUUUUACAAACACAGAGUCCUACGGCAAAGGUGGUGUUCUUUCAAAUAACCCAAGCUGGGAGAGUCCAGCAGAAAUGGAGGAAGGAUUAUCAGGCUUAACAUUUUAAUACUGCAAUUUCGAAUCUAAUUUUGCUGUUAAUGAAGAGCUUUGGGAUUUCUAUUUCUUCCCAAUGAAUUAUAUAUAUUUUAAGAGAUCAGGUUAUAUUACUUUUAUCAACCAAAAUAACCAUAUUUAACUUGUAAUUCUAAACAAUACUAUUACUUAAUAUUACAAAUCUCGCAUAUAUGACUUCAGCACAAAUAAUAAUUAAAUAGAAGCUAAGUAUAACGAGGAAUAAAAGAAAGAUUCAGAUUAAAAAAGCUAUGGAACUGCUUUUGUUAUUAUCACAAAAGAUACAAUUUAGAUUAAUUCUGAAUCUAAUAUUUUUGAUGGAUGCAGAUAUGGCUAUUUAGGAGGAAUUUAUCAUAUUAGCACGAAUACUGCUUAUUUUUCAGACAUGCACUCAACUUACAUAAACUCAUUUGCUUUCUUUGGAGGUGUAAUAUAUUGUGAAGGCUGCUAAAGAAUUACUUUUGAAAAUACUACAUAUGACACUUAGUAAGCAUAAUAAGGUGCGGUCAUAUAUUCAAUAAAGAAGAAUGCUAUGACUUUUUACUCACCCAUAAACAUACAAGUAAUAUCAUCAAGAGCAAAUAAUGUCUUAUCACUAGACAGUGGAGGUUUUGCAUAUAUUUACGGAAAUAAAACAUAAGUGUAUCUCUUUAUUCAAAAUUCAAACUUUACAAAUGUCAAUUCAUCUCAGAAUCAAGUCGAAUCCUUUAAAAUUGGCUCCAUAAUUGAGUCAUCAUAUGAUGGAGGUGGAGUUAUUUUUGUAUGGGGACCUUAAGUAACAAUUGAAUUAGAAAAUAACAUAUUUUUAAGUACUUCAACUAUUGAAAGUGGAGGUGUCAUAUAUGCAUUAAGUACAAAUGAGCUUAGUUUAAGUAUUAAGCAAUAGACUAUUAAAGAUGUUUAUGCUAAAGUUAAAGGGGCUAUAAUAUAUGCUUAAUCCUUGCUAAAGACCUUAAGUGCUACAUUAUCAGAUAACGUAAUGUCAUGCUAAGACGAAGUAAAUCAAGAUUAAUUAAAGACUUUCUUAGCAGAUUAAAAGAGACCAGGAUUUGAAAGUUUUCAUGCUUUUCAAUUUCUGACAUACUUAGACUCUACUGUAAUAUCAGAAAGAAAUAAUAUUUCUAAUUGUGGUAUCAGUACCUAUAUAUCAUCGGAUGAAACAGAAUACAUAGGAAGUGGUGGAGUUUAUUAUUUAAAUGGAGUAAAGGGAUUUUUAACAUUUUAGGAUUCAUUCAGCAAUUACUCAAAUAAUUCUGCAUAUUACGGGGGUGUAUACCUAUGCGGUUAAUGCAAUCUUUAUUUGAAUUUUAACCUGUAUGAGGAUAAUUUCUGCUACUAUGGAUGCGUUGCUAGUACAGGAGCAGACUAUAAGAAUAUUACAAUAAGUAGCUGUGAAUUCAGAGAUAAUCAAGCCAUAUAUACUGGAGGAGUUUUGUAUUAAUAUGAUCUUGAGUAUUUAAAGGAGUCUAUAACAGUAAUAAACAGUAAAUUCUAUACAAAUAUGACAAAAUAUUGGGAGGUAUGGAGAUAAAGAUAUAAGAAUAACACUGAUUAGGUAUUGAUAGAGGAAAUAGGUGGACUUAUAUUUACAGUGAUUUAAACUUACUAAUUCAGUUUUCUCAAUAAUUCAGUUGAAUUCUAUGAUAUUUAUGUGGAUGUUGAUUAAAAUGAUAACUAUGAUCUUGACAAACUUACUAAUGAUAAUAUUUAUCAGCUUAUGUAUGUUAAACAAAUUGAUACUGUAUAAAUAAAAGAUAAUAAUAUAACUGGAUACUUUAAAUAAAGUGUUAUCUAAUAUUUGGAAGAUAAUUAAAAAGAUUUCAGAUCAAUUCUACUCGAUGAAGGAGUAGUUUAUAAAUUUUAAGGAUUUAUAUCUCUUGAAGAUACAAAAUUGACAAAUUUGCAUAAAAAUGUAUUCAAAAAUAUAUCCUUAAAUAACUAUGGUGCGGUUAGAGUCACAAAUUGCAAAAAUUUCUCUGAUACAGAUUCUAUCUAUGAAAAUAAUACCGCAUUGAAUGGAGCUGCAAUGACUUUACAAUAGGUUUUUGGGGAAAUUUAUAGAAAUAAAUUUAUCGGUAAUAAUGCUUAAUAUGGCGGGUCAAUGUAAAUCCUCGACUAUUCUCGCCUCUUUAUGUCAAAUUUGAAUUUCUAAUUUAGCUAUUCUUCAAAUGAGGCUGGUUGUAUACUUAUCAAGAAACUGAAUCCUUCAAUAUAAUAAGGUACUUGGAUAGGUCUUUGGUAUAGUGAUUUCACUGAUAGUUAUGCUGAAAAAGAAGGUGGAGUUUUCAGACUAGACGAUAAAAAUUUGGAAUUAGAUUUUUAAGCUAAUUAUAUCUAUCGAAGUGGGACUAGUGAAAGCUUCCUUGUAGGUUCAGGCGAUGAAGGCUCAACUUUCUAAAGUAUUUAACUUGUAAUUGUCUAAUUAAAUAUAGUGAAUAGCGCAAUUUUUGGCGGAGCAAUUUAAGUUUCAUUAUCAAAUCUGACACUUAAUGGAACAACAUUUGCAGAAAACUAUGCCCAAGAUGGAGGUGCAAUUUCAAUCGAUAAUCUUGGCUUUUUGAAUACUAACCCUUUGAUUAUUGAAUAUUGUGAAUUCUCGAACAAUGAAGCGGAUAAAAACACAAUAUAGUUGAUGUAUGGACACUAUUCUUUCAUUACCUAAUGCACAUUCUAUAAAAAUGUAGCUAAAGAGACUUCGAAGAACAUUUUCAUUGGAUAUACUAAUCUUACCAUUGAAAAUUCAACAUUCACAGAUGAUACAUCGUAUAUUUUCUAAGAUAAAACUUUAUGA